ACGGUCCCACCGUAUUAUUGUUCCCCUAAUGUCUAGAGUAGUUGGAACCGUAGCAUAUUCUACCAGCUUCUAUCGUCAGUUAUUUUCUCACAGUCGUAAAAUAUAAGUGUCCGAUGAUCUCAGCUGUAGCCUUUUAAAACACUGUUAAUAACAUUUGUUCUGCCUUUAAGACCAAUGUAAAACGGGUGGGACCUUGUUAGCUAGCCUGUAAUUUAUUCAAUGUAGAGGUAACAUUGUUGUUUAUCACGCUGCUUUGUAAACGUGUAUUUAUUAGCGGUGGAUAAAAUUGAAUCCAGUUUGAUCUUGGGUGAGCCGAUUAACGCACUUUAAAGUAAAUAUGGAUUCAGACGGGAGGAGACACAGCCGGAGUUGGGACUGGGACAGCCCGCAGUGCCGAGCACAGCUGGAUGAGAUCUUUUUCCGCCAGCACGAUUACAUCCAGAAAGGCAGCCCGGAGCAUAAAGAGUUCUGGGCUUUCUUUGACCGCUUCCAGAGGUUUAAAACAAAAAGGGACAUUUCUGGGUCCGGGGGAGCAGGUCGGAAACAGGAUAGAGAAGGGAAAGACAGUAGGAGAUCUGGAAAAAUGGACCUCGGCCUCCCUAAAGAGUAUGAUGCUCGCUACCGGAUUAAUGUUUCUGUUUGCACCAGGGAUAUCGAAGAGCGCCUGGGAAAGUCCAGAAGCUGGCAGAGAUCCUCAGGGCCAGGUAGUCAGGAGAUCUCAGACUGCCGCCUGGCUCUCCUGCAUUUCCUGGACUUCAGUCAGAAACAGAGUUUUGGUAAACUGGCCAAGCUUCGCCAGGAGCAGAAGAACCUGCCCAUUUUCCAGUACCGGGACAGGAUAGUGGCGCUGGUGCAAAGUCAUCCUGUAGUUGUAGUGGCAGGGGACACAGGCUGUGGCAAAUCCACACAAGUACCUCAGUAUCUUCUUUCAUCUGGCUUCAACCACAUAGCCUGCACUCAGCCUCGACGGAUUGCCUGCAUAUCCCUUGCAAAGAGGGUCAGCUUUGAGAGUCUCAAUCAGUAUGGCUCAAAGGUGGGGUACCAGAUUCGCUUUGAGACCACCCGAACCCCAGCCACCAAACUGCUGUUCCUGACUGAGGGGCUGCUGCUCCGACAGAUCCAGCAGGACCGGACACUGGCUCAGUACCAGGUGGUGAUUGUGGACGAGGUCCAUGAGAGACAUCUCCACUGUGACUUCCUUCUUGGGGUUCUGCGAUCUUUGCUGGCUGACCGUCCAGGCCUGCAUCUUGUUCUUAUGUCAGCCACCAUCAACAUCAAACUUUUCUCUGACUAUUUCAGUAGUGCUCCUGUGCUGCAGGUACCCGGCAGGCUGUUUCCUAUACAGGUGAUAUACCAGCCCAUUCCACCUGAGGAGCAGUCCUCAAGAUCUGAGAAAUUGGAUCCCAGACCAUACCUGCGCAUCCUGCAGGGCAUCGAUCAGCGUUACCCUCCAGAGGAGCGUGGUGACCUGCUCCUCUUCCUCAGUGGUGUGGCAGAGAUCUCCACCGUCCAGGAGGCCUGCCAGAUUUAUGCCACACACACACGUCGCUGGAUAGUCUUGCCACUGCACAGCACCCUCUCACUGGCCCAGCAGGAUAAGGUGUUUGACAUUGCUCCUCCUGGGGUGAGAAAGUGCAUCAUAUCGACCAAUAUUGCUGAGACGUCAGUGACAAUAGAUGGGGUGCGCUUUGUUGUCGACUCAGGGAAGGUAAAGGAAAUGAGUUUCGAUCCUAAGGCCAAGAUGCAACGACUGCAGGAGUUCUGGAUCAGCCGAGCCAGUUCUGAGCAGAGGAAAGGCAGAGCUGGUCGUACGGGUCCAGGAGUGUGUUAUCGCCUGUAUGCCGAGUCUGACUACAAUGCCUUUGCACCUUAUUCUGUCCCUGAAAUCAACAGAGUGGCUCUGGACUCCCUCAUUCUCCAGAUGAAGAGCAUGUGUCUUGGAGAUCCACUUUCUUUUGUCUUCAUUGAUCCACCUCCAGCUGCUAGUAUCCAGACUGCUGUUACUUAUCUGAAAGAGCAGGGGGCGCUAGACAGUCAUGGUGAACUGACCUCUAUUGGGAGUUUGUUGGCACAACUGCCUGUGGAUGUGGUCAUAGGGAAGAUGUUGGUGCUGGGCUCAUUGUUUAACCUUGUGGAGUCUGUGCUGACAGUGGCAGCAGCACACAGUGUUCAGUCACCUUUCCUGCGCAGCUCACAACAUAACCCAGACUGUGCCACUGCCCGCCAGCCCCUGCACAGCAACCACGGAGACCCCUUUACCCUGCUCAACACAUUCAAUUCCUGGGUGGAGGUGAAGGGAGAGAGAGGUGGUGGCUCAAGGAAGUGGUGCAGAAGGAGAGGUCUGGAGGAACAGCGACUAUAUGAGAUGGUCAACCUACGCAGACAGUUCAAGGACUUGCUGAGGAGCCAUGGCCUUCUGGAGUCAGAAUACAGUGCUUCCUCUGGCAGUGACCAUGGGAAGCGCAGGGAGAGGCUCACAGAGAGGAGGAAGCUGCAUCAACUGAAGAGAGAUCAUGAGCGGCAGGAGGGCAGCAGACGUAAAGUGCUGAGGCUCGACGAGGGCCAGGAUGGAGAGUUCUCCUCGGGGUCAGACACAGAGGGAGCAGGCAAAGGCAAGAAUGACAAGGAGGGAUCAGGACAGGACAUGGACAUACAGGAGGUGAAGUUUAAGUUGCGUCACAACGUGUCAGAGCUGCAGGAGGCAGUCAACGUCAGCCAGGACUUGUCCUCCCGCCAGCAGGCUUUGCUCAAGCUGCUGCUCUGCCGGGGCUUCUACCCUCAGCUGGCACUGCCCGAUGAACACAACUCCACCCGCAAGGACUCCGAGCAGGUGUUUCACACAAAGAAUAAGCAGGGGGUGGUCAUCCACCCCACCAGUGUGUUUGCCACGGACCCAGAGGUGCUGCAAGUGCCUGAGGAUGACACCAGAGAAAUGGGGCCUGACAGGAAAGGCAGCAGCAAACACCAGCUGCUAGCCUUCGUCACUCUGCUGGAGACCAACAAGCCAUAUUUGUCCAACUGCGUGCGGGUUCCAGCGCUGCAGGCUCUGCUGCUGGUGGCAAACUCCGUGGACAGUAAUGCCGACUGCACGCGUCUAGUGGUGGAUGGCUGGUUAGAGCUGGAGCUCAGAGAGCCAGAGGAGGCCCUGAAGGUUCUGUCCACAGCUCUGACCCUUAGGGCCGAGUGGGAGCGCCUCCUACAGGCCCAGCUGGGACAGAGCACACAGAGGGGAGCGGCAUUCCAGGGUGUAUCCCGCAAAGUCAUGGAGAAGUUGAGUGAAGGCCUCGUCCGCUUUCUGCUCUACACUGAGGUCAGUUACAGCCUGCGGCGACUCACAGCUUUCCACACCCAGAACCUGUACAUCGGUCCUCGUUCUGAGUCUGAGCUGUUUCACACCAAAGCUCCAGAUCUGAACCCCCUGUUUCCAGGAGCCGAGGCCAAGCCGGAUCCCAUUAAAGGAGGCCUGCAUGUUACCAGCUUCUUUACUUACAACUGUUUGGCUGACUCAAAGGAUCUCUACAGCGAGUGUUUGCGCAUGUUCUGGAGCUGUCCGAACUGUGACCUCUACAUGCCUCUGACUCCACUGGAACGCAUGCAGCACGAGGCCUCCUGCAGGCCAGCGGGAGAACAGCAGCAGCUGGAGGAAGAGCCACAAGGUGGAAGGGCAGGCUCUUCCUCAGUGACCAGUCUUACCAGAGUUUAUCACUGUGACGUCUGUAAUGAAGACCUGAACCUCACCUCCACUGAGAUCCUCAAACAUAAAAAGCAGCACAUGUAUUCUGCCAAGUAACUGGCCGCAAACUGACCACAGCAGCUGGAGAACAACUAAUCACAACUCGUGUUGAGCAAAGACUUGAGAUUAUGGAGAAAGUUAUUUUUUGAGUACUAUUUGUCUGUUUGUCCCCUUUGUACUUGAGGAACUUCAAAUUAAAGUGAUGUUACUUCGCUCUAA
Messenger RNA from Monopterus albus (swamp eel), 3952 nucleotides. It is a transcript of the gene dhx34, whose product is annotated as DEAH (Asp-Glu-Ala-His) box polypeptide 34. The record is from RefSeq and is a predicted model, not a curated record. Gene Ontology annotation, cellular component: intracellular anatomical structure. Lineage: Eukaryota; Metazoa; Chordata; Actinopteri; Synbranchiformes; Synbranchidae. The transcript has 16 exons. The coding region runs from base 338 to 3790 and encodes 1150 amino acids. Gene Ontology annotation, molecular function: helicase activity; RNA binding.